AGAAUGAUAUGGGAGGCCAAAGAAGCUUAAUCAACAAGUGGACAACUUUUCUGAAAGCUAGGCUUGUGUGUUCCAUACCUGGUCCUGAAGGGGCAGACACACAUUUCGAUGAGCUGCAAGAUAUAUUUUUACUUUCUACAAGAGAUGAGAGGAACCCACUUGUGUAUGGAGUCUUCACUACAACAAGCUCUGUGUUCAAGGGCUCUGCAGUGUGUGUGUACAGCAUGGCCGAGAUCAGGGCCGUGUUCAACGGCCCCUACGCGCACAAGGAGAGCGCGGAUCACCGCUGGGUGCAGUACGAGGGCCGCAUCCCCUACCCCAGGCCUGGCACAUGUCCAAGCAAAACCUACGAUCCGCUCAUAAAGUCUACCAGAGACUUCCCUGAUGAAGUCAUUAGCUUCAUUAGGCGGCACCCACUGAUGUACAAAUCAGUUUACCCAGUGACGGGAGCGCCGGUGUUCACGCGGAUCAACGUGGACUAUCGCCUCACUCAGAUUGUGGUGGACCACGUCAUGGCAGAGGACGGGCAAUAUGAUGUCAUUUUCCUAGGAACAGACAUAGGCACAGUCCUGAAGGUUGUGAGUAUCACAAAGGAGAAGUGGACCAAGGAGGAGGUGGUCCUGGAAGAGCUGCAGGUAUUCAAGCAUCCUUCAGUUAUCUCAACCAUGGAGAUUUCUCAGAAACAGCAACAAUUGUACAUUGGUUCCAGGGAUGGAUUGGUUCAGCUCUCUCUGCACAGAUGUCACACGUAUGGGAAGGCUUGUGCAGACUGCUGCCUUGCCAGAGACCCAUACUGUGCCUGGGAUGGAAACUCUUGUUCCAGAUAUGCCCCUACUUCUAAAAGGCGAGCCAGAAGGCAGGAUGUCAAGUAUGGAGACCCAGUUGCACAGUGCUGGGAUGUGGAAGACAGCAUUAGUCAUGAAACUGCUGAUGAAAAGGUGAUUUUUGGCAUUGAAUUUAAUUCAACUUUUCUGGAAUGUACUCCUAAGUCCCAGCAAGCCUCUAUUAGGUGGUAUGUUCAGCGCUCUGGAGAAGAACAUCGAGAAGAGCUGAAGGCUGAUGAAAGGAUCAUUAAAACGGAGCAUGGGCUGCUGAUCCGCAGCUUGCAGAGGAGGGACGCAGGAGCCUAUUUUUGCAAAGCCCAGGAGCACACCUUUGUCCACACCAUCGUGAAGCUGAAUUUAAACGUCAUCGAGAACGGACAGAUGGAAAGCACUCAGAAAACUGAGGACGAGGAGGGCCGGGUGAGGGAUUUGCUGACGGAGUCCCGGCUGAGGUACAAGGACUACAUCCAGCUCGUCAGCAGCCCCAGCUUUAGCCUGGAUGAGUACUGUGAACAGAUGUGGCACCGGGAGAAGCGGCGGCAGCGGAACAAAGGUGGUGCCAAAUGGAAGCAUGUGCAGGAGAUGAAAAAAAAGCGAAACCGAAGGCACCAUGAGCCAGCCAGGCCACCAUCGACGUAGUUUGUAAAUGCUAUUUAAAGAAAGGACAUUUUCCAUUAAAAAAAAAAAAUAAAAAUACUGUGUUCUGGUUUUGUGCAUCUUGCCUAUGAAUUAGUACUGCUUCUUCUCGAAAUCAGAAAACUUACCAUCACUAUUAAUCUGUGUGAGAAUGUACAGUUGGAUUCAAUGACAAAUGAUAUGUUCCUUAUUGGAAUGCCACAAGCCAGGCAAUAAUUUCAAAUGCAUUCAUUAAAAAAGAAAAAGUGUACACUUUUAGCUAAUUUCUGGGUAGCCUUAGAUGGUGUGAGCUGUGUUCUUUACUUCCUGCAUAAUUUUCACAUAGGGUUUAGUGUUUGUGUUCCCAUAUUAACAUUUGCUGCCACAUUCCACCCCAGAGGUGGCUACAUUUCAGGGGAAGGCAGAUGUACUUCUAGUUCUUUGGCAUCUUUCUGAAUAAGAAGCAUGGUAGAAAUGUGUGACAGAUCUGCAAAAAUACCCACUAAUUUACCCACUGGGCCUGUAUACAGGCACGCGGGUAGGGUUUGCUAGCACAGAGAGGCACAGCAAAAAAUCAAAUUAAGUUUUGGCUUAGGCACAGCAUUCGUUCUCCCCAUAGAAAAGAGAAAGUAUAAUCAUAGUUUAAGAGGGGGGAAUUACCAAGCAUUUCUCGUUAGUGUUUGAGUAGCCACCAGUUUGCAGUCCAUCUGCUGAAAGGAAAUGUUGACUCUAAUUGAAAUUGCCACCAAGAUGCUUGGGAGUAAAUUUCCUAAGUGGUCCAUGGGAGGUAUGUGCACAAAUUCUAUUAACAAAUAAUGGGACUCCUGCCUGCACCUCUCUUAUGUCUCUAAAGGUUUGACUCUGUUUCUCUGGCCCUUUGCUGGCUUGGUUUUAUGCAGAGGAAAAGAAAAUUAAAAGACAACAACAAGGCUAAAAUGAAAGACGAUGAGGGAAAUAUAUAGUGGCUGAGACCAGUGCUCUUGACACAGAGCUGACAUUCCUCAGAUGUGUGUAUUCUUUGGGAUUUUUUCUCAAAGGUCUUAUGUAUUUUUAAGUUGAAAAUUUGCAUUGUUGGAAUUAAUACUUUUAUUAUAAUUAAAUAAGAGAUGUCCACGUGUAAAUAAAACUUGUAAGUUAGAAAUUUGCUGUAUACCAUAAUUUCAUUUGUAAAGUGUUCCUUGUUCCUUGGUUUAUAUUUUGGGUUUAAUAAUGUAAAUUUUUACACCUAAGCAAGAAAUUCUGGCCUCAUCCUUGUCUGUUUUACAUCAAUAUUAUUCAAUUAAUUUUAUUCCUGAUAUGCAGCAACAAACACGAGCUCAAAAUCAGGCCUACUCUCUUCUCUUAUGAGUCACAGCCCCCCUCUCCUCUCUUCCAUCUAACCUCCCUCCGUUUUGCCUUUCACGCCUUUUUGAGUGUGAAAUGACAAAUUAGCCACUUCCUCACAUGGAAGACGGCUUUGAUGGAUACCAAAAUGACAGACUUUACUUGUUUCUCAUGCAUUCUACAGAUCUUGAGAGCAAAGUCUGUGGGAAACCCAUGCAAUUGAUGUGCACCUCAUUAAGGGACCAAAACUGUUGGCUCUGAAGCCCUUGCCCGUGCUGGUGUUUGCGUGCUCAUUCAGUCACAGAUCUAAAAUUGUGAAGGUCCAAUUUGCAUCGUUGUUCAUUUCCUCUGUGUUGAAAGUCGGAUAUGGCAAAGUGUUCGUCAGAUUUCAGAAAGGGAUCUCAGCUUACCCACAUUUCUUGUAAAACCCAAAAGCUGCAUUUGCAUGUGCUGUACAAAAGCCAGCGAUACCAUAUGUCAUUAAUUUUAGAUGCUUUUUUAAUAGGAGAUGUAUGAGUUAAUUAGGAGAUAUUAGAUAGCAUGCAUACAAUGCUUUGAUAGUGUAAAGCACCGAGUGCUAAAUAUUAUAAAAUACAUCUGUGGGGAGGAGGGAAUUUCUCAGCACAGGACCUUUAAUCAGCAGAAAGACUGAUGCUGAAGAUACUAACCAGUCAUACAGUACUUUGAGAACAUGCAGAGAACUUUUUGGCAUUUUUGCUGCAAAAUAAUGUAGACCAGGCAUUUCACAAGAGGCUCAUCAAUUUGGGUACCUUGAUUUUAGGGCCAAUUAAGACUACUUAGGGAAGGUAUGUGGGGUAUUAAACUACUAUGCAGGGAUACUUAAUAUUCUUGGCUGGAAGAUUAUGCUGUCACCAUACAGAACCUGCUUAGUUAUUCCUUAUUAGUUUUUUAUCAGUCCACAAAGUUCCAUUUUACUGGCUUGGGCGUAAGGGAAAUGAGUGGAACCACACCAAGGCUAUGGAAUGGCUGCAUUCACAGGCACUGGCAAAGGGUCCUCUCUUCUCAUCAGUGGUGACAUGGUACUUCAAUUGACAGCUCCCAUCACGUGUUUGCCUACUUCAUAAAAAAGCAAAGCAGGGUCUUUUUUCAUACUUUUUCUCCUCCAUGAAAACGAAAUAAUCUGAUUCUUUUUUUGGGUAUGAUUUGCAGUUUGUAUUCUACAAAUGAACCCCCCUCCAACUGACUUUAGUAGAAAUCUGGGAUAAGGGUCUCAGUACUGGGAACAUUCAAAUUAAAUGGUUGAAUUAAAAUGUUAUUGCUCUUAAAA
Cyanistes caeruleus (blue tit) is the source of this 4050-nucleotide messenger RNA. The record is from RefSeq and is a predicted model, not a curated record. NCBI's taxonomy places the organism in Eukaryota, Metazoa, Chordata, Aves, Passeriformes, Paridae.